This is a messenger RNA of Colossoma macropomum (tambaqui), 1032 nucleotides long. RefSeq names its product polymeric immunoglobulin receptor-like. Lineage: Eukaryota; Metazoa; Chordata; Actinopteri; Characiformes; Serrasalmidae. The record is from RefSeq and is a predicted model, not a curated record. Bases 139 to 1032 code for a protein of 297 amino acids. The transcript has 5 exons.
GUGGGCAGGACAUCAGUUUCUAUUUAAGACGCAGAUGAAGGUGCAGCACAGUCACAGAAUCUCACAGAGACAAAGAACAACUUGCAGGGCCUCUGAUAUCUGUCUGAGCUGGUAUUGAUCUGUGAGCCUGAACUCAGAAUGAAGAUCCUCCUCAUCUUCACCCUCUUCCUGAUUUCAGGUGGAGGAGAAUCAGAGAGAGUGACAGGAUAUUCAGGAGGAGGAGUCCUCAUCAAGUGCACAUACGACACAGGAUACACAUCAAACCCAAAGUACCUCUGUACGGGUUCAUGGCCCUGCCUGACGAAGCCAAUUUGGACAGACGCUAAAAAUGAGUGGAUAAAUAGUGGAAGAUUCUCACUGUUUGAUGACACCAGAGCUGCAGAGUUCUGGGUGUUGAUCAGAGAGCUCACUGUAGAGGAUUCUGGAACGUACAAGUGUGGAGUUGAUAAAUUUGGCAUUGAUAUCUACACACCAGCGGAACUGAAUGUAGAGGAAGAUCUGUCCUAUGAGAAGAGCAUCAGUGUGACUGGCCAUGUAGGAGGAAGCGUGAACAUCAGCUGCAAAUACCCACAAUCCCACAAGAAUGACCCCAAGUUUCUCUGUAGGAGAGUGGACACUGCUGACUGUAAUUAUAAAACAUCUGUUAAAGAGAGCAGAAAAUGGAUAAAUGAGGGAAAACUGUAUCUACAUGAUGAUGGAAAGCAGAUCUUCACUGUGAGCAUCAACAGUCUGACUGAGGGAGACUCUGGUGAAUACUGGUGUGGAGCUGAAUCAGACUGGACAUCUGCCCAUGGAUACAAGGUUUAUAUCACACGGAUCAACCUCAGAGUUUCUGGAACAGCAUCAGCCUCAACAUCACCAUCAAGCCCCACUGCACAGACCAUAGAAACAAAUGCCUCUACAACAUCUACAACUACCAUGAGAUCCUCAUUUAAAACUUCAACAGGUGUAAUAUUCAUACUAAAUUCUACCACAGUCAUCGACAUACAUCAGUGCACUGACCACAAAACCAACCACAUCCUCAAUGCCUAA